Molecule: messenger RNA, 743 nt
Organism: Contarinia nasturtii (swede midge)
Lineage: Eukaryota; Metazoa; Arthropoda; Insecta; Diptera; Cecidomyiidae
Product: cuticle protein 65-like
Exons: 4
Coding region: 114-557 (147 amino acids)
Source: RefSeq, a predicted model, not a curated record
CUUCGAAUCGUUAACAAUUUGAUUUGUGAGCUGUUACAGUCAAGUCGCGCAAUUUCUUCGUUUUUGUAUACGUUUUCUUAACUUAACAAACAAAACAAAAUAUCUUCAACAAAAUGAAAUUCCUCAUUGUAAUAUUCUUUGUCGCUGCCGCUUCGGCCGCUGCCAUCGAUGAUGCUGACAAGAAACAAGAUAAACGAGGUGUUCUCGGUGUUGGAUACGGUCUUGGAGGCUAUGGAGCACCGCUAGGCGGAUAUGGCUUAGGAUUGCAUGCUGCUCCAAUUGCAGCACCAAUUGCAUACGGUGGCUCAUACGGCGGCGCAUACCAUGCUCCAUUGGCUUUGCCAGCUCCAGCCAUUGCUCAUGCCCCAGCUGCUGUUGUUUCGCAUUCAACCAUUGCACACGCUCCAAUUGGCCCACUUGGCUAUGGUGCACCAUUGGGCUAUGCUGGUGGAUAUGGAUUGGGCGGUUAUGGAUUGGGUGGUCUUGGCUAUGGAGGCUACGGAGCUCCAUUAGGUGGAUACUAUGGUGGCGCAUACGGUGGCGCGUUGGUGCAUUGAAACCAUAUUAACCAAAUUCCUAAAUUUAUUUAAUUAAAUUAACAUCAUCUAAAUUACAGAAGAAAAAAAAACACCAACAAAUCAACAUUCGUUCUUUAGAUGCAAAUUUUGGUCACGAUUUUGCAAUAAAACGAAAGAAAUAAAUAAAAGUUUUGAAAAGCCCAAAAAAUUGUUGUCUGUUUCUUA